AUGCAUGGUGAAAUAUUAAACUUUAAUGUUAGGCAAAAUGUGCUAAUUGAUUUUAAAGCUGGGGGUUUAUUCUAUACUUGGAAUAAUAAGCAGCAAGGGAGUGAUAGAGUGUGCACAAAGAUUGAUAGGAUCUUGGUUAAUGAGCUGUGGAAUGAAAACUGCAGGGAGUUUGGAGCUGAUUUCUUGCCUGAGGGAUUAAUGGAUCAUUGUCCUUGUAUUAUGAGAUUGCUAUCAGAAGCUGUACAACAGGCUUGGAAUAGUGAUGUGAGAGGAACUGAUAUGUUUAUUAUGGUGAAAAGGCUGCAAAAGGUGAAAGAAGCUCUCAAGGUGUUAAAAUUGACUAAUUUCUCCUCAGUGGAGAGUGCAGAUGCCAGUGCUGAUGCUGAGUUAGCAAGGGUGCAGUGUCAUCUGAACAAUGAUCCUCAGAAUUCGGAGUUGAUUCAAAUGGAAAGUGAUGCCAGCAUCCAGCUUGAGAAUGGUGAUUUCAUUCAGGACCCUAAUAAAAUAGCAGAAGCUUUUAUUGGUUUCUAUAAAGAAUUAUUAGGCACUGGUGGGAUCCCUUCUACACAAGUCCAUCAAGCUGUUAUAGAUGCAGGCCCUAUUGUGAAUAAUGAGAAACAUCUGAGUAUUUGCAGAGAGUUUACUAAGGAAGAUGUGAGAAAUGCUGUGUGGAGUAUUGAGGAUGACAAGGCACCUGAACCUGAUAGGUUCUCCAGCAAAUUUUUUAAGAAUCCUUGGGGAGUGGUGAAGAAUGAGGUGUGUAAGACAGUUUUGGGAUUCUUUGAGCAUGGUCAGCUGCUGAAACAGGUGAAUGCAACUACUAUGACUCUGGUACCUAAAUUAGAUAAUGCUACUAGAGUUACUUUGUUUAGGCCAAUUGCAUGUUGUAAUGUGUUGUACAAGAUCAUUUCUAAGAUGUUGUGUGAAAGGUUCAAAGAGGUGAUGCCUGGUUUGAUUAGUGAGAAUCAAAGUGCUUUUAUUGCUAGAAGAUCUAUUUUGGACAACAUCUUAGUGUGCCAGGAUAUGUUAAAAGAGUACAAUAAUAAGAGAAAGUCUCCUAGAUGUACUAUUAAGGUGGAUUUGAGGAAAGCUUAUGGUUCUGUGCACUGGUCUUUUAUUCAUGAUAUGCUGCAGGCUUUGAACUUCCCAAGUAAAUUCAUAUCUUGGGUCAUGGAGUGUGUUACUUCCCCUUCUUUCUCUAUUAUGAUUAAUGGUGGUCUGAAUGGCUUUUUUAAGGGCAAGAGAAGGAUCAGGCAAGGUGAUCCUAUGUCACCAUUGGUGUUUGUCAUUGUGAUAGAGUACCUAUCAAGAUUGCUUAAAAAAGUGGGGGCAAAGAGAGGCUUUAGAUUCCAUCAAAGAUGCAAGUCUUUAAGGUUAAAACACUUAAUUUUUGCUGAUGAUUUGAUGUUAUUUUCCUAUGCUGAUAAGAAAUUUGUCUCUUUUCUAGUAAGGGCUCUUAAAGCUUUUGAGGGUUGCUCUGGUCUACAGGCUAAUGUUGAUAAAUCUGCUAUCUAUUUUGGGAGUGUGCAGCCUGAAGUGCAGCAAGGAAUUGUGACUGAGUCUGGUUUGUGUGUGUUGUUACCUACGUCAGUCAUCUUGAGGAUUACUCAGCUGUGCAGAGCUUUUCUUUGGUGUGGAGAUGUUGUUUUGUCUAAGGCCCCCCCAAUUGCUUGGGAUUGGGUUUGCAAAAGCAAAGCUGAGGGUGGCUUAGGAAUUAGAGACUGUGGGAUGUGGAACGGGGCAGCUUUGGGGAAGUAUGUGUGGAAAAUAGCUAAGAAAGAAGAUUCUCUUUGGGUGAAAUGGGUUCAUGCUGUGUACAUUAAAGAACAAGACUGGUGGACUUAUAGUCCUAAGAGAUCUGCAGAAUAUCUGAGUGCUAUAAGUGGCUGCAGGGAACUGGAACUAAGGUGGAUUGGUGUAAAUGGGUAUGGAAUAAGUUCAAUAUUCCCAAGCAUUCGUUUAUACUAUGGCUUGCUAUGCAUGAUAGACUCAGAACAAGAGAGAAGCUCUGGAAAUAUGAUGUAUGUGCUGAAGAUAGUUGUUUGUUGUGUGGUGCUAGUAUUGAGGACAGACAGCAUCUGUUCUUUAAUUGUAGAUACAGUCAAGAGUAGCAGUGAAAGUAAGGUGCAGCAGAAGGUGGUUCUGGCAGUUCUUGCUUGUGUUGUCUAUCAUAUUUGGUUUGCUAGGAAUGCUGCUUUCUGGCAGAAAGAUGUUAUUCACCCUUCAAACCUGUGUAAGGGUAUUGGUAGGUCCUUUUCAGUUGUGGUCUGUGUCCUUCCUAGAAGGCAGCAGACUGCUUCUGAUCAGGUUUUGCUUUAA
Messenger RNA from Chenopodium quinoa (quinoa), 2319 nucleotides. RefSeq lists its product as uncharacterized. Bases 1 to 2319 code for a protein of 772 amino acids. The transcript has 7 exons. The record is from RefSeq and is a predicted model, not a curated record. Lineage: Eukaryota; Viridiplantae; Streptophyta; Magnoliopsida; Caryophyllales; Amaranthaceae.